UGGUGUGUAGGAGCUAUUAGCAGAGUGACACAGCUGUCUCACAGAACCAGUGGCAAUCUCAAGAAACCUGUGGAGUACUCUUUUACAGCUGAUUCUACGAGAGGAGCGCUCCCAUCCAAGUGAAUUACCAGAGAACUACAGGAGCCACAAUGAAAGUGAUCGUCCAGUCCUUCCUCUAUUGCUGCCUUCUGGCGACAGUAGCACACUGUGUGGAACUUGAAGUGAAUUCACAGUUGAAAAAAAGGCUCAGCAUAUGGCUAGAGAGCAGAAUGAGAUGGAAUCUCAACAGUGUGUCGGUAGGGAAGACAGCAGAGUCUGAGCACCUUGUCAGACCAGAAGAUAUCAGGGAAACCUUGCUGCCGCAUUCCAGCACUGACAUCAGUGUUCGAACCAAGAGGUCGAAAAACUCAGCCAACCAGUCAAGAAGGCAAGGUUGUUCACUGGGCACCUGCACAGUGCACGACCUGGCACACCGCCUGCACCAGCUCAAUAACAAGUUCAAGAUUGGGAGUGCCCCCGUUGACAAGAUCAGCCCGCAGGGAUACGGCCGCAGGCGUCGAUCUCUUCCAGCGCAGAGGCAGAGGCAGGAGCAGGACCGGCCCGAGUGGAGAAUAACUGACUCACAGGUUCACAAGCUUAUGGCUCUCCUCAAACGGACAUGAGUGGGACUUUGCAAAAGGGGAGUUGCGAAGAAAAAGCAGGGGAGUAGCAGAGAGUUAGUGUUCUCUCUGCUGUGUUCCGAAAUACUCAAAAUGGCUGAGACACUUGCCAAGUAUUCUCCAGCACAUUUUUUUUUUCCAGGCAUGGGGACUGAGUCAGAGCAAUACUGGCUGCACUGAGUUUCUCUGAGGGCUGAGCCUUGCAGCUCAGCGAUGUAGAGCGCACAGACAGCUGCAGCAAGCUUACAGACACUGGAUGGCACGGCGUGGAGAAAAACUACAGGUGCUGCUCUCUGCUCGGCAGAGGGAAGGGAAGAGUGCUGAUACCUGGCAAAGUGCACACACACGUCCUCUGGCUUCAAGAGGGAACUCUCUUCUAACAUUCUGGGACUUUACACACUUAUUCCUCAAGGCCAGGACUUAUAUAAGUGCUAUCCUCUUAGGAUUAUACCAACAUGUUCCAAACUGUCAGUUCUUGUCAGCACUUUUCCAUUUGGACUGAGGGUCAAAUGAAUCAUCAGGAAAAGACAUCUUCACCGAAAUGCCAAACAGGCUACAGAGCUCUGAAGCUCUCAGUUCAUAUAAAGUUUUGGACACUGUAUAAUGGAAAAUGCCUUAGAUUCUGUGAGAUUUGUGCCAGUCCGUGAUGGAUUGAAAUAUACUUGAAAAUUGUUAUUGUUUGUACAAACACAUGUGCAAUCUAUAUUUGUUUUUUAAUGCAGGUAUAUGUAUAUAUGAAUUCCUUAUUUAAAUAUUAUAUAGAGGUGACAUUAAAAUACUUAUGCAGAUAGAACUAUUUUUGUACAGGAAGAAAUAUAUAUGGGCAUUGUAGCUAUUUGUCAUUACUCUUUUGCAAACUGUGGUAAUAGGAAAUCUGUUUUAAAAAAGGUAUAUUAUAUAUUUGUAAAUGUGUUCUAUUUUAUUUGUGUCAAUGCAAUAACGUUGUCAUUCAAUAAACAUUUUGCAUACAAAAUCGA
Messenger RNA from Scophthalmus maximus (turbot), 1636 nucleotides. It is a transcript of the gene adma, whose product is annotated as adrenomedullin a. Gene Ontology annotation, biological process: positive regulation of heart rate; adrenomedullin receptor signaling pathway; regulation of systemic arterial blood pressure. The record is from RefSeq and is a predicted model, not a curated record. The coding region runs from base 150 to 662 and encodes 170 amino acids. The transcript is spliced from 4 exons. Gene Ontology annotation, cellular component: extracellular region. NCBI's taxonomy places the organism in Eukaryota, Metazoa, Chordata, Actinopteri, Pleuronectiformes, Scophthalmidae. Gene Ontology annotation, molecular function: hormone activity; adrenomedullin receptor binding.